CGAAAACAGUGUUGUUUGUAGGAUUACCAACCCUACCUACGAACUUCUAGAAAAGCAUAUUGUUGCUUUUAGAAGGAAAUGUAUGAAAGCAGCUACUGUGGUAUCUUUUGGCCAAGCUGCCUUUUUACAUGUUUCCAGCGACGAUGCAUAUUCAAAUGUGGGGAUAAUACAUAUUGUGGCGCCUACGGUGACAUCUUUACCUUGCUGAAAAUUUUAAUCCCACGAUUUGGUUUUAAAGGGAGUUUUGUCAAGCAAGACAAACCAGAAGAAUUCCGGAAAAAGAUCGAUUACAGAACAAAAGCAAUCCAUUUGAUGUCACCAAGGAUAUGAAUUGCGUAUCUAUCGGUAUGGAGUAAGUCUACUUUCUCUAGGUUUCCCGGGCAAAGAGCUUCGUGGUAUCGCCG
This is a messenger RNA of Zychaea mexicana, 404 nucleotides long. RefSeq lists its product as uncharacterized. The transcript is spliced from 2 exons. NCBI's taxonomy places the organism in Eukaryota, Fungi, Mucoromycota, Mucoromycetes, Mucorales, Lichtheimiaceae. The record is from RefSeq and is a predicted model, not a curated record. The coding region runs from base 79 to 330 and encodes 83 amino acids.